UCGGCUUUGGCCCAGCCGCUUCAUCAGCUCUGGAUCUACUUGUACUUGCCCUCCGCUCUUCCCCAGUAGCAUGUUGGACGCCUUCCGACCUGAGGGGCUCAUCUUCCAGCGUCAUAACUUUUAUAUGCCUGUUGUCUUUGUCCAUGGAGUUUUCUUGGCAAGGAUACUGGAGUGGCUUGCCGGUUCCUCCUCCAGGUGGAUCACGUUUGGUCAAAACUCUCCACAAUGACCUGUUCAUCUUGGGUGCCCUACUCGGCGUAGUUCAUAGCUUCUCUGAGUUCUUCAAGCCCCUUCGCCACGGCAAGGCAGUGAUCCAUGAAGGGGAUCCUAAUUAAUCCUCCUAAUUAAGCCUCCUAAUUUAGCCGGGUCACUCCCUGCCUCCCAGGCGGGGGCUCCCAUUCCCACCCCCGCUGCCCAGGGUCGCUGCAUCUGCCGCCGCCAUCAGGAUUUUGGGAAGCUACAACUUGCCCUGACUUCUGUGCUCCUGAAGAAGUUGAACCUGCAAACCUGGUCAGGAUGGACGGAGGAAGAUGGACAGUUGACCUGGUCAAGCUGUCUCCUGCAUCCCUCCCUGCAACCUUUGAGCAUCCCCUCCUGGGACCCUCGGAGAAAUCUGGUGAGGAAGACGAUGGUCAGAAUUCUACGGAGCCAUCUGUGAAUUCAUUGGGAAGAACAAAGAAACAGUUUAAGUGCAGGGAAUGUGGAAUGUGCUUUAGUCACUGUGGAAGAAUGAGGAUACACCAAGGAACUCACAUGGGGGAGAAACCAUUUGAAUGCAUGGAGUGCGGAAAGAGCUUCCAUAAAAGUGGAACAUUUAGAAUACAUCAACGAACUCACACGGGGCAGAAACCAUUUAAAUGUAUUGAAUGUGGAAAGAGCUUCAGUCAUAGUGGAACACUUAGAAUACAUCAACGAACUCACACAGGGGAGAAACCAUUUAACUGUAUAGAAUGUGGAAAGAGCUUCAGUCAUAGUGGAACACUUAGAAUACAUCAACGAACUCACACAGGGGAGAAACCAUUUAACUGUAUAGAAUGUGGAAAGAACUUCAGUCAAAGUGGAGACCUUAGAAUGCAUCAACAAACUCACAUGGGGGAGAAACCAUUUAAAUGUAUUGAAUGUGGAAAGAGCUUCAGUCGUAGUGGAAACCUUAGAAGACAUCAACAAACUCACACGGGGCUGAAACCAUUUACAUGUAUUGAAUGUGGAAAGAACUUCAGUCAAAGUGGAGACCUUAGAAUGCAUCAACAAACUCACAUGGGGGAGAAACCAUUUAAAUGUAUUGAAUGUGGAAAGAGCUUCAGUCGUAGUGGAACACUUAGAAUACAUCAACAAACUCACACGGGGCUGAAACCAUUUACAUGUAUUGAAUGUGGAAAGAGCUUCAGUCUUAGUGGAAACCUUAGAAUACAUCAACGAACUCACACAGGGGAGAAACCAUUUAACUGUAUAGAAUGUGGAAGGGGCUUCAGUCAAAGUGGAAACCUUAGAAUACAUCAACGAACUCACACAGGGGAGAAACCAUUUAACUGUAUAGAAUGUGGAAACAGCUUCAGGCAUAGUGGUCACCUUAGAAUACAUCAACAAACUCACACAGGGGAGAAACCAUUCAAAUGUAUUGAAUGUGGAAAGAGCUUCAGUCGUAGUGGAACACUUAGAAUACAUCAACGAACUCACACAGGGCAGAAACCAUUUAAAUGUAUUGAAUGUGGAAAGAGCUUCAGUCGUAGUGGAACACUUAGAAUACAUCAACAAACUCACACGGGGCUGAAACCAUUUACAUGUAUUGAAUGUGGAAAGAGCUUCAGUCUUAGUGGAAACCUUAGAAGACAUCAACGAAAGAGGAUUCUCAUGAGGCCGGAGGAACAUCGCCCGGCUGAGAGGCAUGAAGGCCACUCCCUGCAAGGCCUUUCCCACCUGGCCUUGGGGGCAGGACCCAGACUCACCCAGCUCUACUAUGUUAAAUUUGUAUUCUGUAGUUGA
Podarcis raffonei (Aeolian wall lizard) is the source of this 1983-nucleotide messenger RNA. Its product is annotated as gastrula zinc finger protein XlCGF57.1-like. The transcript is spliced from 4 exons. The coding region runs from base 517 to 1983 and encodes 488 amino acids. Gene Ontology annotation, biological process: regulation of transcription by RNA polymerase II. NCBI's taxonomy places the organism in Eukaryota, Metazoa, Chordata, Lepidosauria, Squamata, Lacertidae. Gene Ontology annotation, molecular function: DNA-binding transcription factor activity, RNA polymerase II-specific; RNA polymerase II cis-regulatory region sequence-specific DNA binding. The record is from RefSeq and is a predicted model, not a curated record.